Messenger RNA from Emiliania huxleyi CCMP1516, 648 nucleotides. RefSeq lists its product as hypothetical. Gene Ontology annotation, cellular component: endoplasmic reticulum membrane. Bases 1 to 648 code for a protein of 215 amino acids. The transcript has a single exon. Lineage: Eukaryota; Haptophyta; Isochrysidales; Noelaerhabdaceae. The record is from RefSeq and is a predicted model, not a curated record. Gene Ontology annotation, biological process: very long-chain fatty acid biosynthetic process; fatty acid elongation, saturated fatty acid; sphingolipid biosynthetic process. Gene Ontology annotation, molecular function: fatty acid elongase activity.
AUGCGGCUGCUUCAGGCGGCGCACAACCUGGUGCUCUGCCUCGGCUCGCUGGCGAUGCUGCUCGGCACGCUGCGCGAGCUUGCGAGGCGAGGCGCGAGCGAGGCGCCCGCGGGACCGCUCGGCAGGGCGAGCUUCCUGUUUUGCGAGCGUCCCGACGCGGUCGCGGUCGGGCCGCUCUACGCGUGGUCUUAUCUCUACUACUUGAGCAAGUACUACGAGCUCCUCGACACGGUGCUGCAGCUGCUCAAGGGGCGGCCGCCGCCGCACUUUUUCCUGCACGUCUACCACCACGCGGUGGUGCUCUUCAUGGCGUGGAGCUGGUGCGCGUACUGCCAGAGCCUACAGUGGGGCGGCCUGCUCUUCAACACCGCGGUGCACGUCCUGAUGUACUACUACUACUUCCGGACCGUCCUUAAGCUGCCCACGCCGUGGAAGCGGCUCGUCACGCAGUUCCAGAUCGUCCAGUUCGGCUUCUCCCUCCUCUGCUUCCUCGUCACCGCCGCGCUGCUCGCCACGGGCUCCGCCUGCGCCGGCACCGGCGCGCUCGCCUUCAACCUCGCCUUCAACGUGACGCUGCUGCUGCAGUUCUUCGGCGUGCUUGGCAAGAACGACGCGCGCAGCGGCGGCAGCAAAAAGAGGAGGGAGUGA